UGUGUGUGGGUACUCUGUGUUUUUUAAAUUAAAAUUUCAAUUGAUUCUUUUUUGUAGCCGGUUAUCUAAGUUUUAGAAAUACUAAACUAAUUUAAACUGUGAAAAUGUCGACAAGUGUGCCUUCUGUUGAUUUCAACAACGAAUUGAAAUGUCCGAUAUUAGGAUUGGGAACUUGGAAGUCGAAGCCAGGCGAGGUGACGCAGGCAGUCAAGGAUGCCAUUGACAUUGGCUACCGACACAUCGACUGUGCCUAUGUUUACGGAAACGAGAAGGAAGUCGGAGAGGCCAUAACCAGCAAAAUUAAGGAAGGAGUCGUAACGAGGGAAGAUCUGUUCAUAACUUCGAAACUGUGGAACACGUUUCAUCGCCCGGACUUGGUGCGCGGUGCCCUGCAGGAGACCCUGGACAAUCUGAACGUUCAGUACUUGGAUCUGUACCUGAUACACUGGCCCCAGGCCUACAAGGAAGACGGCUCUCUCUUCCCGACCGACCAAUCAGGUAAAAUCCAGUUCUCGGACGUCGAUUACGUGGACACCUGGAAGGCUAUGGAGCCGCUCGUCAAAGAGGGUCUGGUCAAGAGCAUCGGAGUCUCCAACUUCAACUCGAAGCAGCUGGAGAGGUUGCUGCAGCACGCGACUGUCAAGCCGGUCGUCAAUCAGGUGGAAUGUCAUCCUUACCUCAACCAGAAACGCCUCAAGGAGUUCUGUGAGGCUCGCGGCGUGAAGAUCACGGCGUACUCUCCCCUCGGCUCGCCGGACAGACCCUGGGCCAAGCCCGACGACCCCCAGCUCAUGGAGGACCCCAAACUGAAGGCCAUCGCUGACAGACUCGGGAAGACUGUCGCCCAGGUCCUCAUCAGAUACCAGAUCGACAGCGGGAACAUCGUGAUCCCGAAGUCCGUCACCAGGAGUCGGAUCGCGAGCAACUUUGACGUGCUCGACUUCAAGCUCUCCCGGGAGGACGUCGCCCUCAUCGACUCGUUCGACUGCGGCGGUCGGCUGGUGCCCAUGACGGCUUCCCUCGGGCACAAGCAUCACCCGUUCGAAAAUGAAGAAUUUUAAUUGAAACAUUCGUAAUAAUGUUGAAUAUUUGUAAUUUUAGAUGCGAUUAACGAACGAAUUUACGUUAAAUAAAGACAUUUUUGAUGA
Messenger RNA from Bombyx mandarina (wild silkworm), 1148 nucleotides. RefSeq names its product aldo-keto reductase 1B. Lineage: Eukaryota; Metazoa; Arthropoda; Insecta; Lepidoptera; Bombycidae. The record is from RefSeq and is a predicted model, not a curated record. Gene Ontology annotation, molecular function: oxidoreductase activity.